Messenger RNA from Aspergillus pseudoviridinutans, 501 nucleotides. RefSeq lists its product as uncharacterized. The record is from RefSeq and is a predicted model, not a curated record. Lineage: Eukaryota; Fungi; Ascomycota; Eurotiomycetes; Eurotiales; Aspergillaceae. The transcript is spliced from 5 exons. The coding region runs from base 1 to 501 and encodes 166 amino acids.
AUGGCUACUACUACGUCCUCCGUCACCAUCAACUUCUACGGCGAGCUCCGCCAGCUCUGGGUCGAGAUAAACUCCCACUGCGAGAGACUCCAUCUCCUCGACUCCACUACCCGCGUGUUAUCCGCCUGUAUCGAAUGCAAGAUUACGCCCUACGGGAUGGUUCCGCUUGAUAUUGACGGGCUCGAGAAUGCAGACGAGUACGUUAUGCAGUUGGUAGUUGAAGCUUACCGUGAGAAGAUAUGUGGUCCAGAGUUCCCCGUCGGCCCGAUCAUCUCGUUCGUUGACUCAGUCCGCAUGAUGUGUGAGCCUGUGAGUGGAUCCGCGCAGGUGCAUAUUACGGCUAUUGCGGUUCCACGCAGCAGCCUGAUGCUGCGGCCGCUGGCGGCUACUAGGUUCUGGAUCGCGGCGUUCCCUUGCUAUGAGGAUGCCAUGUGCUAUGUGCAGGACGGCUUGAACUUGGGAAGCUUAGUGGAAGACGCACGGUUACAAGUGCCAGAUUGA